This is a messenger RNA of Myxocyprinus asiaticus (Chinese sucker), 1820 nucleotides long. RefSeq names its product palmitoyl-protein thioesterase ABHD10, mitochondrial-like. Gene Ontology annotation, molecular function: palmitoyl-(protein) hydrolase activity; hydrolase activity, hydrolyzing O-glycosyl compounds. The record is from RefSeq and is a predicted model, not a curated record. Gene Ontology annotation, biological process: protein depalmitoylation. Gene Ontology annotation, cellular component: mitochondrion. The transcript has 10 exons. The coding region runs from base 256 to 1578 and encodes 440 amino acids. NCBI's taxonomy places the organism in Eukaryota, Metazoa, Chordata, Actinopteri, Cypriniformes, Catostomidae.
GGAUGGCUAGCGUAAACUAGGAUCAAAGUCGUUUGCUAGUGUGUACUGCAACAGAAGGAAGACUGGAUUGUCUCUAGUAGUUUUCGAUUGUUUGAGUUUUUUUUUUUCUUUCUUUUAUAUAUAUAUAUAGUGCUACAGUUAAGGUCAGGCCUUAGCUAGAACACUGUGAUGUGUCCAUAUAAUUCAGCGUUUUUGAUUUAGCGAUUUUGAGCUUGCGACUCUGCUAUCUCUAGUCAACCAGGCGGAAAGCUUCUGAUGGCGGAUGAACCUGGGGAGAAAUCACAUGUGCUUGGUCUCCUAGCUAAGCGUCACCAACUGCAAUUAACAAGUGUUCGACACAAGACAACAAUCCAGUAUGCCACACGGCCAGACCUGCCCAAGCUGGCCUACAGGAAGCUAACAGGGAAGAGUCCUGGAGUGGUUUUCCUUCCUGGUUUUGCCUCCAACAUGGGUGGUCAGAAAGCAGAAGCCUUAGAGGAGUUCUGCAAGUCUUUGGGCCACUCGUACCUCAGGUUUGAUUAUUCUGGCUGUGGGUCGUCCGAAGGGGAAAUGGCAAACUACAACAUGGGUGCUUGGAAGAAGGAUGUGCUCUUCGUACUGGAUGAACUAGUAGAGGGGCCACAGAUUCUGGUGGGUUCCAGCAUGGGUGGUUGGCUGAUGCUUCUAGCAGCUCUUGCACGACCAGAGAAGACUGCUGCUUUAGUGGGCAUCUCAACAGCUGCAGAUCACUUUGUCACAUCAUUCAACACGCUGCCAAUAGAGACAAAGAAGGAAGUAGAGGAGCAGGGCUCUUGGAAAUUCCCAACCAAGCACAAUGAAGAGGGUUUCUACACUCUGAGUGUGAACUUUCUGAGAGAGGCAGAGAACCACUGUGUACUCCAGAGCCCAAUCCCUGUUACCUGUCCGGUACGUCUGAUCCACGGGCUCAAAGACUCUGAUGUACCCUGGCAUGUCUCCAUGCAGGUCGCAGAGCGGGUACUCAGCAACGAUGUGGACGUUAUUCUUCGCAAACAUGGGCAGCAUCGCAUGUCAGAGAAGGAUGAUAUUAAGCUCAUGGUGUACACCAUUGAUGACCUUAUUGAUAAACUGACCACAUUGGGGUCUGUUUUGAAAGAGAGCCCUAUUCCCCCUCACACCACAGCUCCACAUUCUGCCUCUCAAGAUCAGCGCUCGCCAGACUUCAUUUCCAACAGCACAGUCACAUCCAAGAAAAAGUACGGACACAUUUUUCCAGCUUGCACAGAGAUGAAAAGCAUGAAGCAUAUAGUAAUUCUAAUGGCCGUCAUAGCUGGUGCGUUCGCUGCUCCAUUUGUCAAGGGGGAGCAGGCCAAGAAAUUUUUACGUCUGAAGAGACAGUCUGGCUACUGGGACCCCAGCCACUCACACAACCAAUGGGGUUACACCAUUCAAGAGCAGGCAAAUGAAUACUGGAAUAGUCUGAGAGCAGAUGCUCAAUAUUACAUGGACAUGGGAAACCUGAUGUUUGACCGUUCUGUGGCUGAUGAGAACAACAGGCUUUAUAUGGACAUGCUGAGGAAUGUGAGAGCACAGCUGGAUGCACAUACAGGCCAACAGUGAUUGACAUGAUAGACUGAUUGAUGGAUUGAUUAAAUCGAUAGAGUGCUGAGGCAGCUUCGCUGGUCAGGGCAGGGCCAAUUUCUUUUUGCAAAUGGUCCGGUCAGAGAUUGCAUUUAGUUUUCUGGAAUACUGUCUAGCAUAGAGACCAGUAUAAAGUGCUUUAUGUACAUCAUACAUGUAUAUUUUCACUUAUAUGUAAAAGAAUCCAUUGGCAAUUACAUAAUAAACAAGUCUGCAUUGCA